This is a messenger RNA of Megalobrama amblycephala (Wuchang bream), 5472 nucleotides long. It is a transcript of the gene ppip5k1a, whose product is annotated as diphosphoinositol pentakisphosphate kinase 1a. Gene Ontology annotation, cellular component: cytosol. Gene Ontology annotation, biological process: inositol metabolic process; inositol phosphate biosynthetic process. The transcript is spliced from 31 exons. Bases 1023 to 5255 code for a protein of 1410 amino acids. NCBI's taxonomy places the organism in Eukaryota, Metazoa, Chordata, Actinopteri, Cypriniformes, Xenocyprididae. Gene Ontology annotation, molecular function: diphosphoinositol pentakisphosphate kinase activity; inositol hexakisphosphate kinase activity; 5-diphosphoinositol pentakisphosphate 1-kinase activity. The record is from RefSeq and is a predicted model, not a curated record.
CAAUUUUCACAAUUGCUGAAGAAAAGUGUCUUGUUUACGUUGAGCUAACGAAUAGCCGAGUUGCUAGCUAGCGAGCCUACACAACCUACUCACGUCUUCUCUUGCAUAUUUAUAAAUGGAAAGCGGCAAGAAAUUAUGUAAAGUGUAUUUCCCCCCGUUGUGCGGUUUGGGGUUUCAUUACGCUGUUAUGUGAUGGGUUUGUUAUGUUUGUUCUCUCAUGUUAUUUUAAUGGGAAAUGCAGUGCAGUGUUCAUUGGUAUAGAGCUUUGAAACUGUUACCUAGUAACCUGAUACGUAGACUGUGCUGUCACCGUUACACAUGUGUCAUACGAUGUUUUCAGACAGUAGCCAAACAAGCACGCUUUAUGUGUAAUGUGACAUUUUGAUAGACUUUGACCUUCCUCCUAAACCGAUCAACAUACGUGUCAGCUUGAGUAGUAACUGCAUAGAGAGUAUAUAGGAUGUGUUAUGUAGAAAUACAGCUUCUGCAGGGCUUAUGGUCAAGUUGUACUAGAAUUUCUCGAGCAAUUGAACAGGUGUAAAUAGGGGAUUUUGAUCGUCUAAUACUUCUAAACUUCUAAUACGUUGUGUAGCUGAGGGAUAAUCGUGUUAAGUAUGGAACCAGCUUUACCCAAAAUAACACGUAUGCCAAGAAUGGAUCCAAACUGUGGAAAGAAGAUGUUUUAUUACAUCCUUCAGUUCCUUCUUCAAGGACCUUAAAACACGUGGAGAAAAAUCCCUUCUCAAAGAUCUCUGAAAAGCAUCAACAUUAGAAAGAAUGAAUUUGUGUUAUCAGUCCAUCACUUCACAUCCUUCCCAAUAACUACUUACUUCCACUUUGGCAGGCCUCAUUCAGCCUCUCCUUCACCUCACUAACUCACACUCACACACUCUGCCGGUGACCCCACCACUGCUCCUGCAGGCUGGGUACGGAGCUGGUCUGGCCGCGUGCCCCUCCAGCUCUGCGUGUUAGUGUGAGAUGGGGCGGCAGGAAGCAGAGGGUCGCUGCCCCUGUGGACUGUAAUGUCAGAGCCCAGCAGCCCCGGCGAGAGCCAGCGCGGCGCUCCCAGAUUCUUCGUGGGCUGCGCGGAGGAUGAGAGCGAGGGCCUGGACGACUUCGCCAGCAUGAGGACAGACAUGGAGCUGUACGAAGACGACCUGGAGGAUGAUUCGCCUCCAGAGCGUCAGAUCGUGGUGGGGAUUUGCUGUAUGAUGAAGAAAUCUAAGUCUAAACCCAUGACUCAGAUCUUGGAGCGUCUUUGCAAGUUUGAGUACAUCACAGUGGUCAUCUUUCCAGAGGACGUCAUACUCAGUGAGCCGGUGGAAAAGUGGCCACUCUGUGACUGCCUGAUCUCAUUUCACUCUAAAGGCUUCCCCCUGGAUAAGGCAGUGAGUUACGCAAAGCUCCGUAACCCAUUGCUCAUCAAUGAUCUUAAUAUGCAGUAUUACAUACAGGAUAGGAGGGAGGUGUAUCGUAUCCUGCAGGAGGAGGGGAUAGAUCUGCCACGCUAUGCCGUGUUAAACCGCGACCCUGACAAACCUGAUGAGUGUAACCUGGUUGAGGGAGAAGACCAAGUUGAAGUUAACGGUGAAGUCUUUCUAAAACCAUUCGUAGAGAAGCCUGUUUCUGCCGAGGACCAUAAUGUGUACAUCUACUACCCAACUUCAGCUGGGGGAGGCAGCCAACGCCUCUUCAGGAAGAUUGGGAGCAGAAGCAGUGUUUACUCUCCAGAGAGCAGUGUGAGGAAAACUGGCUCCUAUAUCUAUGAAGAGUUCAUGCCAACCGAUGGCACUGAUGUGAAGGUGUACACAGUAGGGCCAGAUUACGCUCACGCAGAAGCUCGGAAGUCCCCUGCUCUCGACGGGAAAGUUGAGCGAGACAGUGAAGGCAAAGAAAUCCGGUACCCAGUCAUGCUCACUGCCAUGGAGAAGCUUGUGGCCCGUAAAGUGUGUCUGGCGUUCAAGCAAACAGUGUGUGGAUUCGACCUCCUCCGAGCCAACGGCCAUUCGUAUGUGUGUGAUGUCAACGGAUUUAGCUUUGUGAAGAAUUCCAUGAAAUACUAUGACGACUGUGCUAAGAUCCUGGGAAAUAUUGUGAUGAGGGAGCUGGCUCCUCAGUUCCAGAUCCCCUGGUCCAUACCUACAGAGGCAGAGGACAUUCCUAUUGUACCCACUACAUCAGGCACCAUGAUGGAGCUGCGCUGCGUGAUCGCUGUGAUCCGUCAUGGAGAUCGUACACCAAAGCAGAAGAUGAAGAUGGAAGUGCGAAAUCCCAUGUUUUUUGAGCUUUUUGAAAAAUACGGUGGCUAUAAAACAGGCAAGCUGAAGCUAAAGAAACCCAAACAGCUCCAGGAAGUUCUGGACAUUACCAGGACACUCUUGGCAGACAUAGGUCAGCAUACUGACUGUGAAAUUGAGGAGAAGAAGUCCAAGCUUGAACAACUGAAGACUGUUCUAGAAAUGUAUGGCCAUUUCUCUGGAAUCAAUAGGAAAGUGCAGCUAACCUACCUCCCUCAUGGACAGCCCAAAACAUCCAGCGAGGAGGAAGAUACUCGUAAGGAGGGUCCCUCUAUACUACUGGUGCUGAAGUGGGGGGGAGAGCUGACUCCAGCCGGCAGAGUUCAGGCUGAAGAACUCGGCAGGGCUUUCCGCUGCAUGUAUCCUGGAGGUCAAGGGGAUUACGCUGGCUUUCCAGGCUGUGGCCUGCUCAGGCUACACAGCACCUACCGCCAUGACCUCAAGAUCUAUGCCUCUGAUGAGGGCAGGGUGCAAAUGACUGCUGCUGCCUUUGCAAAGGGUCUCUUGGCACUGGAAGGAGAACUGACACCCAUUCUGGUCCAGAUGGUAAAGAGCGCAAACAUGAACGGCCUGCUGGAUAACGAUAUUGAAUCCCUCAGUGGCUGUCAGCAGAGGGUUAAGGCCAGACUUCAUGAGAUCAUGCAGAAAGAUCAAAUCUUCAGAGAAGAAGAUUUUGACAGGCUGGCUCCAACAUGCAGCAGCUCUCUGGUGAACUCUAUGAAGGCUGUGGAGAAUCCAGUGAGUACGUGUGAUCAAGUCUACACCCUUGUCCAGAGCCUCACCUCACAGAUCCGCAAAAGACUUGAAGACCCCAAAUCAGCAGAUUUACAGCUAUACCACAGCGAGACACUGGAGAUGAUGCUGCAGCGCUGGUCUAAGUUGGAAAGGGACUUCCGCAUGAAGAGCGGCCGCUACGACAUCAGCAAAAUUCCUGACAUUUAUGACUGUGUUAAGUAUGACGUGCAGCACAACAGCUCCCUGGGCCUGGAGGACACAGUAGAACUCUUCAAGCUCUCUCGAGCACUAGCCGACAUUGUCAUACCUCAGGAGUAUGGCAUUAAUAAGAUGGAAAAGCUGGAUAUUGCAUAUGCCUACUGUCUGCCUUUAGUAAAGAAGAUUCAAUUGGACCUUCAGAGGACACAUGAGGAUGAGUCUGUAAACAAGCUACAUCCUCUAUAUUCACGUGGAGUGCUGUCACCAGGCAGGCAUGUCCGAACUCGGCUGUAUUUCACAAGUGAGAGUCACGUCCACUCCCUGCUUAGCAUCUUUCGCUAUGGUGGCCUAUUGGAUGAGGAGAAGGACCAACAGUGGAAGAGAGCCAUGGAUUAUCUAAGUGCAGUGUCUGAGCUCAACUACAUGACUCAGAUUGUCAUUAUGCUCUACGAAGACAACAACAAGGACCCAUCCUCUGAAGAGCGCUUCCAUGUGGAACUGCAUUUCAGCCCUGGGGUCAAAGUAUCUGAGGAAGAGAGCGCUCCGAUGGGAUUUGGCUUCCGUCCAGCCUCUGCUGAAAAUGACCAAAAGCAAACAGACCCUGGUAGUUUGGAAAACCUUGCACGAGAUGAGCCUGACCGCGCUUUGCCCCUUUCUGAGGCCAUCAGCACCCAGAGGAAAUCCCCUCUGAUCCGGAAUCGCAAGACUGGCUCCAUGGAGGUCCUGUCGGAAAGCUCAUCCUCUAAAGGGGGCAGCUAUCGCCUCUUCCCCUCCUGCUCACGUCAGUCUCCAGAGAUGAAGCAGAGCGGAUUAGGCUCUCAGUGCGCUGGUCUCUUCAGCACCACCGUCCUGGGGGGCUCCUCUAGUGCCCCCAACCUUCAGGACUACGCACGCACGCACCGCAAAAAAUUCUCUUCGGGCAGUUUGACCUAUAAAGACGAGUUGUUGUCUAUGCCGGCAGUAAAGCGAUUUUCUGUGUCGUUUGCAAAGCAUCCGACUAAUGAACCCCUGGAAGAGCACCAGGUAGCCCAGCUGCUGAGGCGCUUUUCCAACGACCCCAAUAUUGGCCACCCGUUCUGCAUGGACAGUGCUUUUGCCCACCACCUCCAUCAAUGCUCCUACCAUCUCCGCCUCUUCCGCAACUGGUUAAUCUCUGGCCAGGACCCGCUAGAGUACCUUUACGGUUUUGAAGGCUGCUCUAUGGUGCCCUCCAUCUACCCCCUUGAGACCCUCCACAACUCGCUCUCACUAAAACAAGUUAAUGAGUUCCUGACAGCCGUGUGUGAAAAUGCGGGAGAUUCCCACACCAGGACAACCAGAGCUAUCUCAGCCAUGUUUGACUCCCAGAACCAGCCCACAGGGGACACUUACAUGCCUCACAGAGUGCUGUCCUCCUCUGUUUCAAUGCGCCAGCGCUCUGAUCGGCCGCCCUGGUACAGCAGUGGUCCCUCAAGUACAGUGUCAAGCGCCGGCCCAUCGUCUCCCACCACGGCUGACACCUCUCCACGCUUCAGCUUCAGUGAGAAGAUCACCCUCACGCCACAGAGCAGCGAGGAGAUCCACCCGGCCCCUCACAACAAUAGCCACUGUGUGUCCUCCACGUCUGAAACCAGCCUCCCCUCUGAAGACCCCCACCCCUCCAUACCAUCUCCCAUCCUGGAGAAACCCAGUGAAAUGGCAGUCGACGGCACAGACUCUGCAGGCCAGUGUCUGACAGAGAGCCCCUGCCACAAUGAAGUGUCAAGUCUGGCCCCCGCAGAGCCUGCUCCUCCCUACUCGCUCUUGGCAGACAGUUCGCCAACGGAGUCCUUUUGCGGGCUGCCCAGCUCCCUGCCUGUGCUUCUCGAGCUCCGAGAGAGCAGCUCAGAGGCCGGCUCCAGCGCCCAGACCCCGCUCACGCCUGAGGAGCCGGACGAGUUCUUUGAUACACAGGAAACGGUUGAUGUGUGGAGGGGGAGCCCGGGGACCCUGCCCCACCCUGGCACUCCACUGGAGGUGGGAGCUCCACAUGUGCCUGAGCCAUGAAGGAAACGUAGACUCCCUCAUACGUGAGUCCUUCACCCCAUCCCAGCAUGCUCUCGCUCUAGUGCCUCAGACCUUCAUAAAGUCCCAAACAAGUCAAAGUGGGAUUCGCCUAAGUCAUUUAAGGGAAGUUGAAGAAAUGGAGGCCCUCCCUGCGAUUGUCACCUUUUGAACUUGAAGCUCCUGUUAAAAAUCGUAAUAAACUCUCCAUGUGUUUAAU